CUCGCCCUUGUAUUUGUGGCAGUGGUGGGGGGAAAGUUUCUCUGCAAAUACAUUUUUGCCUUAUUGCAAUCUAAAAACAACACUUCAUUCACCACCCAAGGUAGCAAUCUUUGAUUAGAAGUGUCCAGCGUAAAGCAGUCCCUAGGUUAGCCCUGAGACCUAUGCUCCAUGGUAGAAUCCAUUCAUUACCGCUGGUGAAGAGUUCGUGAAAGGAUCGUGUGCGCGCAACACUCGGUUAGGAGUGUUUUGUUUUUUCUUUCUCUUUCUGUGUGAGUGUGUGUGACAAAGGAAUUGUUGGUGUGUAAAAAUAACACCGAUUGUGCUUUUCGGUGCCUAUAACUGGGCGCUAAAUCUUCUAUCAACCCUUCAGCAAAAACCCUUGGACGGUAUCAAUAUUCGCCAACGAGGCGGUACCCACUUCCGGUUGAAAUAGACGACAGCGAGCGAAGCUACAUUAGUGGGUUGAGGGCUGGCCACUCUCAACUCAAUUCGGGGCGUUAUCUAAAGCGUUAAAAUUUCAUUAGAAUUAAACGGUGAAUUUAUCUCACUGUCCCGAUGGCACAAACAACUGAGUUCGUCAACGAUUGCCGCUCAUGGCGAGAAAUUCUAUCGGCAAAGUCGUCCGGCGGCGGCGGCCGUGGAGCCGUCGGACGACCGACGGGUGGAAGAAACGAUCUUCUUUUACGGAGGCCUAGUCAACCGAAGCAAUCGGGAUACCUUUUCGUCGUCGCUGGACGCGUCACCGCUCGGGCUGCUCUCGCCCUCGCCCACGCCGGAACUGUCGCUGCUGUCACCGGUGGACGACGAUACGGCGACGGCCUGGAUGAACACGACGACGAUGCUGGAAGCGUGUUCGCCACCGCCACCAACGCAGCCACAUUCGUCGGUGGAGCUGGAGCACGCACCCUGGUGGUCGGCGCCAACAUCCGCCGACAGCCUGUUUCCGGAGGUGGAGGUCGAGGUGGAGGAGGACGGCGACGAUUGCGCCGUGCGGGAGAUGGCGGCGGGUCAGCACGGCAGGAAGGGUCGGGCGGACGUGCAGCGCAGCAGCGCUACAACAGGUGAACGGUCGCUGGGGGAAGCGCGAAAGACAGCAGCGGAUGUCUGCCGGAAUGAAUUUGACAAAAUCAGACGUUUCAGCGGUACUGAAACGAGCGUAACUGUACACGACGUAUGUAAUAAGACCAUCAGCAGCAGCAGCAGCAGAAACGGCGGCUGCAGCAGCAGCCAGUUUUCUAGCGGAGCACGAAGCCAUGUGGCCUCGGGUAGCUGCAACGGUAGUGGGACUGUUGCAGCCGCUUCUCCCUCGGACGCCGCUGUUGCCACCCUCGGGCAGCAACAGCAGCAGCACCUGUCAAUCUCCCCCAAAAAACCGUGUGACUUCAGUAGCAUUAUUAGCGAUAGCAGUAAUAGUAAUAGAGGUGGUGGUGGUGGCGUUGGUUACCACAGUAGCAGCAGCAGCAGUGGGUCCGGUAGUAGGCCGUUCGCGGCCCCCAUACUACCAGCGGAGGCGGCAGUUGUUGGCACAGGUGGCCACAAGGUGGUCACCGCACUGACAUCACUACUACCCGACAUUGAAUGGACGAAUGAGACUUGUAUCGGGGGCGGCGGCGGCAGCAGCGGGCACAGCUUCACCAACACUAUUGUUGGCGAUCCGCGUCACCUGUGGCUAAGUUCGCCAACCGCCAGCAACAGCAGCAGCAGCCCAAGCAUUAGCGAGAUUGAGCUGGAACGCAGUUUGGACGAAUAUCGCCGAGCUAGCCGGGCCGGCCAGGCGAAAACCAUCGAGACGAGCAUCGACUGUGCGAACCUGCUUAACGAACUUCAGGUUGAGCUAACCGAACCACCGUUCACCAACAGCCCGCCCGUCUCGCUUCACGAAGAGAUCGAACAGCUGUCCAGUGCGUUCGACUGCGACGUUUCCAACCAUCUAGUGUCGGCGGCCGAUCCGCUGCCGUUCGUGGGUCUCUCCGCGAACGACAACGAACCGAUACCGCUCAACAUACUCAAGUGGCUGCAGGAGGACAUUUCCAACAACAACCCGGUACGUCCGGAACUCGUCGAAACGCCUGCCAGCUUUUUCGAGCCCCCGAGCAGUUCCAGCAACGAAAUCUCAACCACCAACAGCGCCGCCGCACACACGAACGAUACGUUCGAGCGGAGUCUCGAUCUGAUCCAUAACAUCAACGGUCUGACGCAAGGCAAACGUGCUACUGCGACCACCACCGCAACGACAACGACGACUGCGAGUACGCAUACUUCAGCAAACCAUCCACAACGUGACCACAAUUACUACGCCAUGAAGCGACGCCUGCAGGAGGAGGAGGAUGUCAGUGGCGAAUAUACUACCAUGGGCGGCAAGGCCAAGAUGCCCAAACUGCAACACCUUAGCGAUGCUGGCUGGACUACGACCACCGGCAAUCAGGCGAAAUUCUCAACACCUUCCGCAUUCGGUCACGCAGCACCAGCUGCAGCGGCGAGCAGUAGUAGCAAACAAUCGGCCACUGCCGCGGUCAACGCUAUGGGCCGAAAGCUAUCCCUUGCCAGCCGUAAGGCACCGACGCUUGCUGUAAACGUGACACCGAAGCCAUCGCCUGCCAGCACUAUUGCUGGGCACGCAGUGUUGCUGCAAACCACCGCCUCGACAGGAACGACAACGACGACAUUGACGACGAACAACGCCCCAUCGCAUGAACCGCCGCUACGCAUGCUGCCACUACAGCAGGCAGCAACACUCAACACGCCGGACCUAACCAACGACAUUUUGGAUUUGGAGGAUGAAAAGUUUGAUCUUCUGUCAUUCAUCGACACCAAUGACGAAUCGUUAGAAUUUGGCUGCUAUCAGUCAACCGUAGUAGUAGACGAGAAACCCACACUAGACCUGCUAGCCUCACCAUCCAUCACGUCCACGGACCGUCUAAAGGCACCACCGGUCGACCAAGACGAUCCGAGGUCAUCGACGCCCCGCCCAUCGAAGGCCACCGCCGACGGUGGACAGGACAGCAAGGGUGACGCCGCAAAGCAAAUCUACCAGCUGCUAACGCUAGACAGUCUCCGGCAGCUAACGAACGCGUCGGAAGAUUCGGCCUCGUCUACGCGAGCCGCCACCACGACCGGCCGUCGGACCAAUGCCAGCAGCAGCGUGUGCAGCAUCGGGUCCCGCUCGUCCGCGUCGUCGGUUUGCGGCGAUUCCAGCUCGGACGUUUCGUCCAGCACCACCAAAACGCCGAAGCGCCGGGGCCGACCACCGAAGGCGGCCGGUACGGUGCGCGAUCGAUCGCAGUAUCAGCAUCUGAGCGAAGCCGACUGGCGGUACCGGGAGCAGCGGGACAAGAACAACGAAGCGUCACGGAAGUCGCGCAUCAACCGGAAGGACCGGGAGCUGAAGCUCGAGAUGGAGGCGGACCGGUUGAGCGCCCAGCACCAGAAGCUGUCGUACGAGGAGCGUCGCCUGCAGCAAGACUGCCAACGGUGGCGCAAGGCGGUCAUGAAGCUGGCACUGCUGUAAACACCAUCAUCCCAUCCCUCCCCCCCCCACCAUCGCCCUCUUCCCAUCUACGCUGAUUUGGCUCUUGCUACUAGCGGUUAGGAGUGUUUUAGUGUGUAAGAAUUUGGCAAAUUUUAGUAAUUUACUGUUUUGAGUUAAUCACAUAGCACACACACACUUAUAUUAGGCUAACGUUACAAUUAUAUAUAUCCCGCACAUUAUACUGACGAGCAGUUUUGAUAAGCUGCCCUGGAUCGCUAGGUUCGUUCUUGAGAUUCCCAAUCUUUCCCAGGGCUAGAUUGCUAAUGAUUGCUUGGUUUGUUUUUUUUUCAUCUCAAACCACCGCAUUGUUUUAAACAUGUGGACGCUUGUUAUAUAACUUGAAAAGCACUGUGUUUGCCUCGUUAGAUUGUUUUGUUUUUCUUUUUCUAAAAUCUUGUCUUGCUACGACGACCACACCGUGAAACAGGUGUGCUGUUUCUCUGUAUGAGUGGUUGUGCGUGUGUGUGUGUGGAUGUGCAUACCACAACGCUGCGCCUACUGUCGAAAUAAUGGUCGAAAACAAUAGUAUAUGUGCAAAGGGCGCGCGCGCUUGUGUGUGUGUGUGUGUGUGUGUAGAUGUGUGGAUGUGACAAGUGCGCUUGUUGAUUGUAUAUUAGGUGUUUAUGGAUUAUUUUCAUAUUUUUCAUAUAGUUUCUCUCUCUCUCUCUCUCUUCUAAAUAAUGUUGGUGGAGGUUUUGUUUUUAUGUAUCUAUUUGAGCGCGCGCGCACACAUACACGUAAACUUUCAAAUUACAAACAUUUUACGUCGUGUAAUGUGACUAACUGUAGUAAUUAGCUGUUUAAAACAAAAAAAGCAACAAAAAUGUAAGAAAAAAAAACAACAAAUGUUAUUACACAAUUGCUUCUCUACUGCUUUUUGAAGAGAGAUAACAAAUGGAAAUUAAAUGUACAACACGCUAUUUUUAAAAUCUUGAUAUAAAUAAAGGCGGCUCGGCUGUCAAAAAAAAAAA
This is a messenger RNA of Anopheles stephensi (Asian malaria mosquito), 4500 nucleotides long. Its product is annotated as mucin-5AC-like. The coding region runs from base 824 to 3508 and encodes 894 amino acids. The record is from RefSeq and is a predicted model, not a curated record. NCBI's taxonomy places the organism in Eukaryota, Metazoa, Arthropoda, Insecta, Diptera, Culicidae. The transcript has 5 exons. Gene Ontology annotation, biological process: regulation of DNA-templated transcription. Gene Ontology annotation, molecular function: DNA-binding transcription factor activity.